Molecule: messenger RNA, 1532 nt
Organism: Episyrphus balteatus (marmalade hoverfly)
Lineage: Eukaryota; Metazoa; Arthropoda; Insecta; Diptera; Syrphidae
Product: odorant receptor 43a-like
Exons: 7
Coding region: 36-1157 (373 amino acids)
Biological process (GO): sensory perception of smell; detection of chemical stimulus involved in sensory perception of smell
Cellular component (GO): plasma membrane
Molecular function (GO): odorant binding; olfactory receptor activity
Source: RefSeq, a predicted model, not a curated record
UAUUUUCUAAUUCUACAGAAAGGGUUAAAGUCAAAAUGAUUCAAAAUCUACGUUUAAUUUCGAUUAAUAUAAAAAUUUGGCAAAGUUUUGGUUUUAUUUAUAAAAAAUCAAAUUGGAAAUUUUCAUUAUUUAUAAUUGUUCCCAUUUUACUGAAUAUUUUUGAAAUUUUAUAUCUUUUGGAAAAUUAUCGAAAUCUUGAAACUGUGAUUUUAAGUUCAUUCAUGACAGCCAUACUUUCUAAUUCGAUAUUUCGUAGUGUAGCAGUGGUAUUGAAUGAAAAAGGUUUUAUUAAAUUUCACCAAGAAAUUGAAAAAAUAUUCCGUGAAGCUGAGAAUCGAAAUGAUAUUACAACACUUAAGACCUUAAAUGAAGUUGGAGUAAAAGCUGAUAAAUUCACUAAGUUCAGCUUGUGUUUGGGAGGGGUUGGAGCUAUUGUAGCUGUUAUUGCACCUUUUUUGCUAAACUCAAGAGAAUUGCCUUACCGCGUUUCGAUACCCGGUAUUGAUGUUGGUCAAAGUCCUUACUACGAAAUAAUUUACAGCAUAGAAGUUUUUUUAAUAAUGCCUUUUAUGUAUGUCAGUUAUGUUCCUUUUACGACAUUAUUCAUCAACUAUUUAAUGUUUGGUAUUGGUUGUCUACGGAUUUUACAAAGUAAACUGGAAAAUGUAGUUGAUUCAUCAAAAGACGCUGAGGAAAUUUAUGCUGAUAUAAAUGUUUGUAUACGAUAUCAUAAUCAAAUUAUCAGAUUUAGUGAGAAUUUGAGUUCGCUAACAUCGCUGGUAAAUUUAGUCGAAUUCUUUUUGUUCAGCUUGAUGCUUUGCGUAUUGUUGUUUUUCGUUUAUAUUGUUGACAAUACUACGCAUCAGAUAAAUGCAGUUAUGUAUAUUGGAAGUCUACUUUAUGUGGUUCUGCUAUCAUAUUGGCAUGCUAAUGAGUUUUCUUAUGAGAGUUUAAAAGUAGCUGAAGCCGCUUACAAUUCUGAUUGGACAAUUUGCAAUUCGAAAAUCAAAAAGAAUAUAUUGAUGAUAAUAAUAAGAAGUCAAAAUGCAUUGCAAAUAUAUGCAGGAGGAAUGUACCCAAUGACACUUCAGACAUUUCAAUCGGUUUUAAGUGCUACUUACUCAUAUUUUAGCGUUUUAAAUGGUAUCAGUAAAUAGAUAACCAUUCAAUUUAAUUAUACGUUAUUCAUUCAAGAGUUUUGUAGAAAUUUAAAACAAAAAAUACAAAAAUGUUUACAACUUCAUUAAAAGGUUUGUAGAUAUUUUGUACUUUAUGAUUUUAUUAAGGAAAUAAGCUCUUUAGCUUAUUAUUUGCACAGAAUUUUGAUUUUUUGAAUCGUGUCACAGUCACAAUAUUAAACGGAAGAAGACAGUAUAACUCAUAUUAUAAUAUAAUGCAAUUUUAUGAGUGUUUCAAGUUUCUUUCAAAUUUCUUGAGUGUUCUUAAGAAGAGACAUUAUUUUUGUUCAAUAUUAGAAUAAGUUUUAACAAUGAAAAUGUUUGUUUGAUUUUGAUUGAUUUUUAAAGAAGCUU